CUCCCACUCCAACCAUGCCUCACAUUACACACUGUAUUUUUGACAUGGAUGGUCUCCUUUUGGAUACCGAACGUGUUUACACUGAGGUCACCCAACAGAUUCUCGACAAGUACGCUAAUGGCGUCAAGUUUACUUGGGAUGUCAAGAGUAAACUCAUGGGUCGUACUGGCGAAGAGUCUGCUGCGAUGGUUGUCGACACCUACAAGCUUCCUAUGAGCCCUGAAGAGUAUCUCAAAAUCUGCUCUGUUAUUCAAGACGAACUUUUUCCCCACGUUAAACCGCUGCCGGGUGUAGAACGAUUGAUUCAACAUUUGAAGCGUCACAAUAUUCCUAUGGCCGUGGCCACUUCGUCGUCUCGCGCUAAAUUUGAACAGAAAACAUCGCUGAACAAGGAAUUGUUUGCCUUGUUUGAUCAUAUCAUCUGUGGUGACGAUGCAGGCAUCGAACACGGCAAACCGGCCCCGGAUCUUUUCUUGGCCGCUCAACAACGUCUUGGUAACCCUCCCGCGGAUAACUGUUUGAUUUUCGAAGACGCUGUCAACGGCAUCGAAGCGGCCUUGAAUGCCAAAAUGCAUGUGGUUUGGAUCCCAGAUGAGAAUAUUUUGAACUUGCAAGGCAAAGAUACAGAUCAUGGUGCUACGCUCGUAUUGGAAUCCAUGGCUAAAUUUGAUCCCAGACAUUUCUCUCUCCCUGCAUUUGAUCCUGAAGGUCAUACAGAAACGAUCGAAACCUCCGAUAUUACCAAACAAUAAAAGAAAAGGACAAACCAUGUUAAAGAA
Messenger RNA from Radiomyces spectabilis, 779 nucleotides. RefSeq names its product HAD-like domain-containing protein. The transcript has 5 exons. The record is from RefSeq and is a predicted model, not a curated record. Lineage: Eukaryota; Fungi; Mucoromycota; Mucoromycetes; Mucorales; Radiomycetaceae. Bases 15 to 752 code for a protein of 245 amino acids. Gene Ontology annotation, molecular function: phosphatase activity.